Molecule: messenger RNA, 7795 nt
Organism: Cyclopterus lumpus (lumpfish)
Lineage: Eukaryota; Metazoa; Chordata; Actinopteri; Perciformes; Cyclopteridae
Gene: synj1
Product: synaptojanin 1
Exons: 30
Coding region: 160-5205 (1681 amino acids)
Biological process (GO): synaptic vesicle endocytosis; phosphatidylinositol dephosphorylation
Molecular function (GO): nucleic acid binding; phosphatidylinositol-4,5-bisphosphate 5-phosphatase activity
Source: RefSeq, a predicted model, not a curated record
CAUCAACAUUUCGUCAGUUAGCGAAUCAUAGCUUACCCCUGCGAUUAAUUUAGCUAAUUUAGCUAACGUUAUCGUCUGGCAGGAGAUGGGCACAAGACAGCUGUAUCAGUUCAUCACUCUCGUUUCGUAAUAACGUAGUUGUUUCAUCUUGGAUCAACAAUGGCCUUCAGCAAGGGAUAUCGCAUUUACCACAAGCUGGACCCACCCCCCUACAGUGUCAUAGUGGAAACUAGGAGCCGGGAAGAAUGCCUCAUGUUUGAAUCUGGGGCGGUUGCCGUUCUGUCGGCGGCCGAGAAGGAGGCCAUUAAGAACUCGUAUGCCAAGAUUCUUGAUGCCUACGGUAUCCUGGGCGUCCUCCGCCUAAACCUGGGUGACUCCAUGCUCCACAGUCUGGUAGUUGUGACAGGAUGCAGCUCUGUGGGGAAGGUGCAGGACUCUGAAGUUUUCAGGGUCACACAGACAGACUUUAUAUCGCUGAAGAAUGAUUCAGGAGAUGAGGACCGCAUCGCUGAAGUGCGAAAGGUCUUGAACUCAGGACACUUCUACUUUGCCUGGUCUGCCACUGGUGUCAGCAUGGACUUAAGUCUCAAUGCACAUCGCAGGAUCCUAGAGGACACGACAGAUAACCGCUUCUUUUGGAACCAAUCUCUGCACCUGCACCUGAAACACUACGGAGUAAACUGUGACGACUGGCUGUUGAGGCUGAUGUGUGGCGGUGUGGAGAUCAGGACCAUCUAUGCAGGCCACAAACAGGCCAAGGCAUGCAUCUUCUCCCGACUCAGCUCGGAGCGGGCUGGCACACGAUUCAACGUCCGAGGAACAAAUGACGACGGACAGGUGGCCAACUUCGUGGAGACUGAACAGGUUAUUUUCCUGGAUGACAGAGUCUCGUCCUUCAUACAGAUCCGUGGGUCCAUUCCUCUUUUCUGGGAGCAGCCAGGAAUCCAGAAAAAGUCCAUUAAGGGUGUUUUGUUGCACCUGAAUGAGAAUCGGCACCGUAAUGGGAUGGAUGACAACCCCCACCUGGUCGGUUCUCAUCGUGUCAAGCUCUCAAGGGGAUUUGAGGCAAAUGCACCAGCAUUCGAAAGACACUUUACUGCACUGCGGAGGUUGUAUGGCAAACAGGUGAUCAUCAACCUGCUCGGGAGUAAGGAAGGGGAGCACAUGCUCAGCAAAGCUUUUCAGAGUCACCUGAAGGCAUCGGAGCAUAUAUCAGCAGUGAAGAUGGUGAACUUUGACUACCAUCAAAAUGUGAAGGGGGGCAAAGCAGACAAACUCCACAGUGUCCUCAAACCCUACCUCAGCAAGUUCAUCGAGGAGUGUGGGUUCUUCUACUACUCUGCAGAGACGGGCAUCGUGAGGACUCAAGGUGGGACCAUUAGGACCAACUGCCUGGACUGUUUGGAUCGAACCAACAGUGUCCAGGCCUUCUUUGCCCUUGAGAUGCUGCCAAAGCAACUGGAGGAAAUGGGUCUGACAGAGAAACCCCAACUGGUUGCCAGAUUCCAGGAGGUCUUCAGGACCAUGUGGUCUGCCAAUGGAGACUCCGUCAGUAAGAUCUAUGCGGGCACUGGUGCCCUGGAUGGCAAGGCCAAGGCGGGAAAGCUCAAAGAUGGCGCUCGUUCUGUGACGAGGACCAUCCAGAACAACUUCUUUGACAGUUCUAAGCAGGAAGCCAUCGACAUCCUGAGGCUGGGCUCCACACUCAACAGUGAUUUGGCAGAUAAGGCUCGGGCCUUGCUCACUACUUCCAGUCUUUAUGCCUCCCCGAGAGUAUUGCUGGGAAUGUGUCAGAACCACCAUAAAUACACGAGGCCCAAGCAGAUCCGAGUGGGCGUCGGCACCUGGAAUGUCAACGGGGGUAAACAGUUUCGCAGCAUUGCUUUCCGCAACCAGACACUCAACGACUGGCUGUUGGAUGCUCCAAAGAAGGCCGGGCAUCCUGAGUUCCAGGAUAGCAAAGCAAACCCCAUAGAUAUCUUUGCCAUCGGCUUCGAGGAAAUGGUUGAACUAAAUGCUGGAAAUAUUGUCAGUGCGAGCACUACAAACCAGAAACUUUGGGCAGCUGAGCUCCAAAAAAACUUAUCGAGGGACCACAAGUAUGUGCUGCUUGCUUCGGAGCAGCUGGUGGGAGUGUGUCUGUUUGUCUUCAUCCGCCCACAGCACGCACCCUUCAUCAGGGAUGUUGCCGUAGAUACUGUUAAAACUGGGAUGGGCGGGGCUACAGGCAAUAAAGGAGGUGUGGCCAUCCGCCUGCUCUUCCAUACCACCAGCAUCUGCUUCGUCUGCUCCCACUUUGCUGCUGGCCAGUCACAGGUCAAGGAGAGGAACGACGACUACAGUGAGAUCACACGCAGGCUCACCUUCCCCAUGGGUCGUCUGCUAUACUCGCAUGACUACGUUUUCUGGUGUGGAGACUUUAACUAUCGAAUCGGCCUGCCCAAUGAGGAAGUGAAAGAGCUAAUCAAGCAGCAAAACUGGGAUGCCUUGACAGCUGGGGACCAGUUGGUGGACCAGAAGAAUGCUGGUUUGGUGUUCCGAGGUUUUAUCGAGGGGAAGUUAGAUUUUGCUCCCACCUAUAAGUAUGACCUCUUCUCAGAAGAUUAUGACACCAGUGAGAAGUGCCGCACACCAGCCUGGACUGACCGCAUACUCUGGAAGAGGAGGAAGUGGAACUUUAAUAAAGCAGCUGAGGAGAUGAAUGUAGUGGGAGCAGCUUCUACAUCUGGGGACAAUGACGAUGAUCCAGAUAACCCCUGGAGCCCAGGCACUCUGAAGUACUAUGGCAGGGCUGAGCUCAAGACCUCAGACCACAGACCCGUGGUGUCGAUAAUAGAUGUCGACAUCUUGGAGGUCGACCCGGAGGCGCGACACCAGGUCUACAAAGAAGUCAUUGCCCAACAGGGGCCUCCGGACGGCACCAUCCUGGUGUCGCUCUGCUCCUCCGGGCCUGACGACUACUUUGACGAUGCUCUCAUUGACGAGCUGCUGGACAAGUUUGCUCAUUUUGGGGAGGUCAUCCUCAUCAGGUUUGUUGAGGAGAAGAUGUGGGUGACUUUCCUGGAAGGUUACUCUGCUCUUGCAGCUCUUUCUCUCAGCGCUUCCACUGUCCUUGGCAAAAUGAUGGACAUCCGUCUGAAGAGUCCAGGCUGGAUCAAGAGUCUGGAGGAGGAGAUGAGUAUGGAUAGAAUCUGUGGCAGCAUCCCCACCUCAGCCAGCUCCACCCUGCUUGCUGAGGACACGGACAUGGGCGAUGAUGAUUAUGAUAUGGAAGGGGAUGUGGACGAGGAGGUGGAGGAGAUCCUUCCCCAGCACCUUCAGCCCGGAGCAGGCUCAGGCCCUGGAUCCUCCCCUCUCCCCUCCCCCCACAGUAGUCCCUGUAACUCACCUACCCACGGAGAACCUGUUGCCCCCGGCAGGUCUAGUCGUGGAGGACAGCCCUCCCGACCAUCACAAGGGCCUCCUGUUGACUUCCAGCCUGGUGCCCCCACAUCAUGGGAGCCCAAACGCCCUCCUCCUCCCCGUCCCCACGCCCCCCCAGCCAGACCAGCACCUCCUCAACGCCCCCCACCACCUUCAGGACCAAAAAGCCCUGCUCUCCCUCGGCCAGAUGCAGCUGUAGCUCGAGGCCAGGUAGCAGUGGGAGCUGCUGGACCUGGAGGUGCUCCCAGACCCAAUAUCCCUCCUCGGGCGGGGGUAAUCAGUAUACCCCCUCAGUCUCGCCCACUACCUCUCUCCCACCCUGGAGCACCCAGACCCAUCCUAGAGGUGCAUCCUGGGGCCCCUCGGCCCAUCCCAGACACCCACCCUGGAGCCCCACGACCUGUGCCCUGUGGCCAGGUCAAACCGACUGACCUGCCUCUGGGUCCCCCUCCCUCAGGACCUCCCCCUACAGAGCCCCCUGCAGCGAGAGCCCAGGUUCCAUCCCCCAUGCAGGCACCCAUGCAGCCCCAACCAGCUGCCCCUACAGCUCAGUCCCAACUCCCACCACCAAUGCAGCCCACACUUCAAGCUCCACUCCAGCCUUCGCAAGCUCCUAAAACAGGGCCCCCUCCUGCUGCUGCCCCUGCCGGCUCUCCACAAGGUCUAGCCUCUCCUAAGCCGCCACCGCGUUCCCGCUCCUCUCACGUUCUGCCACCUGAAGCCGCCAAGUCUGACACGGCCCCAGCUGCGCAGACCAAUGGACUGAAUGGAAUCCAAAGAGAAGCACAAUGGAUGCCCGGCCCCUUCGAAACACCUGCUUCUGAUUUCCUCUCCUCCUCGUCAUCCUCCUGGCACAGCACCCAGUCUCUGACCAGAGGCUCCUCUCUGCGUGCUCCCCCCUCUGUUCCCGCGUUUACGUCUGCGUCCUCCAGCACUCUCCCUUCAUCCUUCUCCCUGCAGCCCUCCACUCGGUCAGACCUGCAGGCACUUGAUUCGUCGUCGUCCUCCACGCUUUCCACCCCGUCACCGUUCGCCUCCUCCCUGCUCCCGCCUCCUCCGAUCCAGUCUCGUAGCCGCUCGCAGGAGACGCUGUGCGCCUCUCCUGGCCCCCUCCUGACUGACCCGCUUCCAGCCCGACCAAGCAGCACCAAUCCCUUCACAGGCCCACUGCCGCAGCAGCAUCAGCACCGCUCGCUCACGCCGGACUUCAGCGCCCAGCGUCCCACCCCGACUCCGAACAUUCAGAGGACAAUGUCUGCUUUUACUCAACCACUCAUCCUCACCCCUGCUCCAACAGCAGCCCCGACUGCUGGACCCACCUUCCAGCUCCAAAGGACCAUGUCCCUGUUUGGUCCGUCAUCCACUUUUCCUUCUACACAUGUUCCUCUGCUUCCCCUCGCCCCAUCGCCUGUCCCCUCCUUGCCCCUGGCGCCAGCCUCCUCCAUUCCGCCUGUCCUCGCACCUCGUCGCCAGCCACCUCCUCCAGGAGGGAAACCGACCCAGCGUUGGGUUACUUUUGAUGAUGAUUUGGAUUUUAAACCUCCCACCAAAACGCCACAGGCCCCCGUCUUCCCCUCCAGUUCCCUAGUGUCCCAAACUCAGUCCUCAAACUCUGUGUUUGACUCCGAGCCCGACUGGUUAUCCUCGGUCCCUUCAGUAUUCCCAACUCUCCCUCCUGCCAUCCCAAGCAGAACUGUAAACAGUAACACAAAGCCCCCAGAGGGACCCAGCGACGACAGCUUCUUCCCCAGAGAGUCAACAGAAAGACAUGAUCACUUUUAAUAUGUAAAGGGCAUAUCCAGAUAUGUAUAGAUCUAUGAUAGAUGUGUAUAUGUGUGUGUAUGUACAAAAGGACAAUAUUUAAAAGUAUAGACCAAUCCCCCGCUGAAUCAUAGGCAAGGUGUUACGUUUAUUUUAAAUGAUGGCAGCAAACAUGUGCCUGUGUCCAUGGUAUAGAGUUAUAUAAAGUACAUCUAUACGCGCAAAUCAUGUGUUUAACGUGUGCAAUAUCAAGCGAUUUCUGUGUGGCCGUGCAGCACAUUGCCUUCGCCUGCGAGGUUCAGCGUUUCCCCGGCAUGUGCUACACAACGCUACACUUUGCCAUCUCUCUGACUAAUCUGUACGUCAGAGCGGGAUUCUCAGAGUAGCGAGUAAUCUUCUACCUUCUCAGUUUACAUGUCGUAGAAGGCUAUAUGCACUGCAGGUUUUACAUUUGCCCCCAAAACAGUUUGUUGUACAUUUCGUUCUGUUCUUUUGUGUCUGAGGGCGAGCAGAUAUACCAGAUCCAUCAUGAGCUUGCUUUUAUCAUGAAUGUACUUUAUGUUGCACUGGGUUGUGUCAUUGCCUCCUUGCUGACGCCACAAUGUGAACCAGAACAGCACGAGUCCGUGUCAUAGUCAGUGAAACUGUUCAGACCGAUGUCAUCUCGUCCACUUGAUAGUCCGACAUGUUGCUCUCGCUCCAUUCAGCCAUCACUCUGUUAAUGGGCUGUUACACUCAGCUGAAUAUAUUUUGUAGCGCUAUAUCAAAACCUAUACAUAGUGAUUAUGUAUAAAUGUAUGUUUUCGACAUGAAAACGACUCACUCGAUGUGCGUGCAUGUGUUUGUGAUGGCCGUAACAGUGAUUUGCACAAUGUAACUGAUGCACUGGCUGCUCUCGGUUGUAUUCUAGCUGAUGGCAGAGUAACACAAAUGAGAGCCUGUGGAUUGAACAGAUGACCGGUCCACAUCUGCAGUGUUUUGAUCCUUCUUGAUUUAUCCAAAGCAUUUAACCACACUAUUGUAAGAUCAGAGAAUGUGGCGUGUGUGUGUGUGUGUGUGUGGGUGUGUGUACUGCUGUGAAGUACGACGAUGGUGUGAUUUGAGUCCGUGGGCAUGGCAGCAAUGGCAAGCCAUGCAUAAUAAUAAUAAUAAUAAUAAUAAGAGGGCACAUUUUUUAAAUUCAACUUUUGUUUAUUCCAAAAGCCAUGCUUUUAAUUUCUACAAACAGUUACUCUAAAUAAUCUAUUGUUGAUACUGUGGUGAGAAGUAAUGUGUUGUGUUUGAGGUGCAUAUCGUCUUGACAGUGUUUGUGUUUGGAUGUGAGUGUGUGUGUGUGUGUGUGUGUGUGUGUACAGAGUUAAGAGUGGAAUAUCAGCUUUUCUCCCAGCAAGUCUUCUCUUUGAAGUGCACACAGUGUAUUUGCUUACAGGUUCUGAACUAUCAGCCACUGUAUUCACUCUAACAUGGUUGCCACUGUAUUUCCGAAUCUCCAGCUUGCCCCGGCAGUGGCCUCACUGUAUGCAAAGAUCUAAAAAAUACAAGACAAAGUACUUUUCCUCAAAGCACCCGCCGCCAGUGUAAGAACCCCCCCCCCCACAUAGCAACACUAACACAAGAUUAUUUAUUCACCACCUUGACUAUACAGACUCAACUACUCUUCAAAUGCAUCACCAGAUUAUCAUUCCCAGUUGACUGGUUACUGAGUUCUUCCGAGGCGCAGUGUGGCUCACACUCCAGACUGUAGUGUGAUUUGAGUGUUGGGUGUCAAACUCUUCUCAGCGUUUUGCAGGUCCAGCUGUGAUAUCUAGCCCAUAACCGUUUUCUCCAGUCGAGCGUAAUUGUUGCUGAUCCUCGCUGGUUUUGUGACCAUUCAUGCUGUGUGUUCGUUAUGUUGUCAGAGGUGAUGUGUCAGUAUUUUCUUCCAUGUACUUCGUUAUUUCCCUUUUUUUCGCUGCUUUUGAGAUGUGUAGGUCAGCGCUAAUGUUGGCAAUGAUGAUGAGCAAUAGUUUUGCAAAAUGAUCAGUGAGAGUGCAAUUUUCCCAAACAUGACACAUGCCAGCAUCUGGUGUUGUUCCUCCAUCCUUCAGAAAUGAUGUACCGGCUGAAAUGUCUUCAAAGCAUUUUAACGUCUUGUGGAGGAUCAGACCCAAUAAACUAAUGCUUCUGCUAUUUGUUUAAACACAAACAAAAAAAUACAAAUGAUAUUUGUUCACUGCACUGAAAGCAUUGGCUGUCUAUAUAAUCAAGUGUAUCAGGUUGCCUUUGCUUAAAGCAUUCGUUGUGUUAUCCAGAUGUGUGCAGUAGAUGAUGUAUCCGCAUUAACAGUAGGGGGCUAUCCAGCGCUUUGUGUCCUGUCAUGUUCAAGAUGAGAUUUUAUAGGAAACACAUUGCUCCUUUUGUGAGGUUGGUGUCCCUUUUUAUGGUUAUAAUCCAUAGUAAAUAAAGAGUAUGUGUUGUUGAAAAUAUUCUGUAUGUAUUAAAGAGAAAACAUGAAACUGCAAUUCAUGUUAAUAUCCAACGUUCCAUAUUUUAAGUGCGAAGCUGAUUGCACAUUUAUGUAUAAAGCAGUUUAUGUUGUAUGUAUGCAAAAAUAAAUGUAUGUUGACCUUGA